This is a messenger RNA of Pectinophora gossypiella (pink bollworm), 1661 nucleotides long. Its product is annotated as myb-like protein X. Lineage: Eukaryota; Metazoa; Arthropoda; Insecta; Lepidoptera; Gelechiidae. The record is from RefSeq and is a predicted model, not a curated record. The transcript is spliced from 4 exons. The coding region runs from base 128 to 1579 and encodes 483 amino acids. Gene Ontology annotation, molecular function: nucleic acid binding; zinc ion binding.
AAUAAAUGUAUAUACCUACGGAUGCACGUGUGGAUGUUUCAUAUUAGUUAUUUUAAUUAGUCGUAUUUCUGUUUGAACUUAAAAUAUCUAGAUACUAUUCAAACUGUUAACAAUAAAAAAUUGUACAAUGACAAGAUUUGCUCGGGCGAAAGGCUCCAAGUCUUCAAAUGAGAGAACUCCAGAAGAUGGCACACCAUGGGAGGUGAUGAAAGAACAGUUGUUACAAGCAAAGAAGGAAAGCGAGGAGUCAAAAAAAAGAGAAGAGGCUGAAAAACAGCGUAUAGAAAACUAUGAAAACUUUCUACAAGAACGAAAGACUCAAAAAAGACCAAUCACUUGGUGUGACUUUCCUGAGGCUGAACGUAAAGUAAAUCCUUCCAAAUCGAACGAUGAACAAUCGCCUAUAAAGAAGAAAAAAAACAAACAAAAUAGUGAAACUAUAGAGACACCUGAAAAAAAGAAAAAUAAGAAACAAAAUUUUAAAAAGUUAAUAGAAGAUCAAAAUGCAUUUAAAGAAUCUAAAACUGAAGAUAAUGAUCCAGAGACAUCAAAAUUAUCCAAGAAGAAGAAAAACAAAAAUAAACAUUUAGGGCAACAGUCAGAAAUUAAGAAUAGUGAGCAAGAUUUAUCUCAAGCGGAGAGACAGAAAAACAAACCUAGAAAAGAUACUAGUGUUGUUGACUUUGUUAUUGAAAAUGAUAAUGAAACUGGUAAAACUGAAAAACAAAGUGGGGAAACUAACAAAAAGAAACAAAAGAAAAAUAAAAAACAAUUCAAGAAGAAUGAAGAUGAAACAAAUUCUCACCCUACAGCAAAUAAUGGUUCCAAAGAUAAUAUAAAUUUAUGUGGUGAAAACCAGAACAAAACUCAAAAUAAAAAGCAGAAGAAAAAUAAACUUGUUGAUGGAAAACCAAUACGGAGGAAGGAAAUCAAUGAUCGUAGUUUUCAACUCAUUGUCAAUGGCAAAGAGAUUGAACUAGUAAGAUUUGAUGGCUUUCCAGUUAUGAAGAGAGACGCAGAGCGUCUAACAGAGUUGAAGAACAGCAUGAUAAAGAAAGGUAUACCAAAGAGUGAAGUUCAGAGGACAAUGAAACUUGAACGGAGAAGGGCUGAGAAGGCUUUGGCUAGAAUAAAGAGAGAUGUGUGUUACAACUGUAGGAAAGGUGGUCACAACCUGUCUGACUGUCCCGAAUUAAAGUCUAAAAUACCAGGAGUGGAUGCGGCUGAAGGAGUCUGCUUCAAGUGUGGUUCUACUGAGCACAGGCAGUUUGAAUGCAAAGUACAAAGGGAUAAGGAGUUUCGAUUUGCCACUUGCUUUAUUUGUAAAGAACAGGGUCACAUAGCCAGACAAUGUCCAGAUAACCCUAAAGGAUUGUAUCCCAAUGGGGGCUGCUGUAAGCUCUGUGGAGAUGUAACACAUUUGAGGAAGGAUUGCCCCACAGCAAAUACUAAAAAAGAAGAUACAUCACUGAAACUACACACACUAGAUGAAGCAGAAAAUAUUGAGGAUAUUGGGUUCAACAACAACACAACCAUGUCCGACGGAACCACCAAAAAACCUAAAAAGAUAAAGUUCUAGAAGGUAGUUUAUUGAAUGUAAAUAAAACUUAUUAAUGUUAUAAAUGAAAAUGUUUUAUCAUAAAUAAAAGUACUCGUCCCAU